Closterium sp. Yama58-4 is the source of this 1299-nucleotide messenger RNA. The record is from the annotation of a GenBank genome assembly. NCBI's taxonomy places the organism in Eukaryota, Viridiplantae, Streptophyta, Zygnematophyceae, Desmidiales, Closteriaceae.
AUGGCUGAGACUAAGGUUACCGACUCUAAGCGAGAUGAGACGGAAAAUGCUAGCGAGAGAGUCACUCAAGCUCAGGCUGCGAAACCAAGAGAAGCUGAAGAACCUGCUUCUGUCGAGAAACCCGAAUCAUCCGUGGAUGCUAAUCAGGAGAGCGCGAAGAAGAAGCCUUCGUCGGAUCCCUUGACAUCGGGUCCGCUGAUGGUCAUCGCGGUGCUUCUACCGGUGGUGCUGGCAGCGGGUGUGUUGAUCCAACAACGGUCCACGGCAGCCGACCUCGCCCAGAUGCAAACAGCCGCUCUCAGCUGGCUCGACUUCGGCGCGUUCACGGCGAAGAAGCCGGUCCCAGCGGGCGAGCAGCGGAUCAUCCAGCUGUCGGCGUGGAAGCCGCGCGCGUAUCUGUACAAGGGCUUUCUCUCCGACGCCGAGUGCGACCACCUCAUCCGCCUCGCGCAGCCGCGCCUGGAACGGUCGGAGGUGACGGACAGCGAGGACGGGCACAGCGAGGUGAGCGAGGUGCGCACGAGCAGCGGCAUGUUCCUGGAAAAGGGCGAGGACGCCGUCGUGCGAGCCAUUGAGGACCGCAUCAGCCUCUGGACCUUCCUGCCCCUCGACAACCAGGAGUCGCUGCAGAUCCUGCGGUACGGCGUGGGGCAGCAGUACGAGGCGCACCACGACUACUUUAACGACCCGGUGAACACGCAGCAGGGCGGGCACCGCUACGCCACCGUGCUCAUGUACCUCAACAACGUCACACGGGGAGGCGAGACCACGUUCCCCGAGCACAAGGACCCCUCGCCCAAGGACGACUCCUGGACUGAUUGUGCCAAGGGCGUGCUAGCAGUGAAGCCAGUGAAGGGAGACGCGCUGCUGUUUUACAACCUGCACCCGGACGGGUCAGUGGACCCCAGCAGCCUGCACCACGCGUGCCCUGUGGUGGAGGGGCACAAGUGGUCCGCGCCCAAGUGGAUUCACAUGCGCUCCUACGACUCCCCUGCUCCCGGCUUCCAGACGGGUGGCCUCUGUGUCGACGCCAAUGGCCUGUGUGAGGCAUGGGCGGCCACGGGUGAAUGUGAGAAGAACCGGCCUUACAUGAUUGGCACAGCUGCCCACCCCGGUGCCUGCCGCAAGGCGUGUAAUGCAUGCGAGGAUGUCACUUCCGAGUAUAGUGAGGACGACUAUGCCGACACAGAGUCGGAAUCUGGAGUUGAGGGGAAAGGGGGUGACAAAGAGAUGUUAAACAGGGCAAGCGAGGUGGAGGGUGACAGUGCAACCAGCGGCGAUACAGUGCAAUCAUCAUGA